AACGAAACGUAACUUACGACUCAAGGGCCCUGGCAACAUUGAUUGUGAUGUCAUCCGGCGUUUUCUUCGGAGUAAAUAAUUUCUGUUUUGUUAUAGUGAAAAUAUGUUAACAAAGUACUGAAAAAGUUGUGAACGAUGGCUCUGUAUGAGGGUAUAGCUUUGAUACAGGAGAAGCAAGCGGUGGUGCUCGACCUCGGCACCGAGUACACCAAGUUCGGUUUCACGGGCGAGGCGGCGCCGCGGUGCAUCGUGCGCUCCGAGUUCUGGUGCGCCACCGAGCGGCGCUACAAGCGCGUGCACGAGUACAGCUCGCCCAACGAGCUCUACGACAACCUCGUGCACAUGCUGCACACACUAUACUUCAGGUAUAACUACACUCUGUUACCCUACACAAAAUAUCGUAAAGUGGUUGUGGUGGAGUCACUGCUGACCCCCACACUCUUCCGAGAAACACUCGCCAAAGUACUAUUCACACAUUAUGAGGUGUCUGGUGUAGUGUGGGCAGACAGCCCCCGACUGUGUGCUCUCACUCUCGGCACUCCUAUCACUCUAAUUGUAUCUAUUGGUGCUAAAGAGGCUGAGGUAGCUGCAGUGGUGCACGCAUGCGUGGUGCUGCAGGCGCUGCAGGCACAGCCGCUGGCGGCGCACGCCAUACACGCCGAGCUCGCGCGCCUGCUCGACGACGACAACGGCACCACGCUCAACCUGCCCGACCAUGUUAUAGAGGAUAUCAAAGUGAAAACGUGCUUCGUGGGCAGUCGCGAGCGCGCGGCGCGCUGGGGCUCGGAGGCGGCGCCCGCGCCCGCGCGGCCCGUGGAGUACCCGCUGGGCCGGCGGCCCGCCAUCGUGGUGUCGGGGCGCACGCGCGAGCUCGCCGCCGAGGUGCUCUUCGCGAAGGACAACGAGUUCGCGUCCCUGCCCGACAUAGUGCUGCAGUGUAUCAUGCAGGUCAUUAUAUCGCCUGUCCCUAUUAACAGAGUCGGAUCUGCAAAUUAGCAAUUUUACAGGAGA
This is a messenger RNA of Manduca sexta (tobacco hornworm), 1011 nucleotides long. Its product is annotated as actin-related protein 10. Gene Ontology annotation, biological process: retrograde axonal transport of mitochondrion. Bases 136 to 996 code for a protein of 286 amino acids. NCBI's taxonomy places the organism in Eukaryota, Metazoa, Arthropoda, Insecta, Lepidoptera, Sphingidae. The transcript is spliced from 6 exons. The record is from RefSeq and is a predicted model, not a curated record.